AUGCAUCCCCAACGGGGUGACUACAUCCUCGCUGGAUGCCUAGGAGUUUCCUUCGAUGAAUCCAACAUUACAAGAGACGCAUGGGAUGCCAUAGGUCCAAAGACAUGGAAAUCCUUUUGCCGAAAACACCCCUUGGACCGCUGUUCUGACAGUCCAACUCAACAUGAAGACGACUCCGUAUCAGCCGACGUUCAAGAGCAUCUUAUUCGGCUUCAAAGAUUUCAUUUAGCCUUUAUUCUUUUCAAAGAACGCUGGGCAGACCUCGAAUUUUGUGUGAAUGAAGAUGGAUCACACGGUAUUCUACGAGUGUAUUUGCUACCUGACGACGCUUACCGAGGUGUGAUCGACAGAACCAAUAUAGGCCUUAGAAAGGCUCGGCACCGUCUUCUUCAUUUGCUAGAUUAUUCGAAAAGCGCUUGGAAGGCAAAAUCUGCCGCAUUUGCCGAUAUUUUGAAUCCUCUGAGAGACGAACGCGCAUCUGGGGAUGGAAAGGAAUCAUUACUGGAGGUGUUCAACAACAUCCCAUCACCUAGCCCCGAAAUUGGCCAAGUCAGCGACGUAUACUCUCAGGAUGCAAUGAAUGAUGUUUUGGGAAGCAGUGUACCGGGACUCAUCACAGAAUUAUACCCUUACCAACGGCGGUCCAUUGCUGUAAUGGUGCAGAAAGAAGCAGAGCCUGGCAAGGUUGCUGACCCCCGAUUGGUUGCCAUGAAUGGCCAAGAUGGCACACAAUGGUAUGCUGAUCCAGUGGUUGGAACUAUUCUGAAAGAACCGCGAUAUUACGAUGGUAUACCUGGGGGAAUCUUGGCGGAAGAAAUGGGUGCUGGCAAAACCAUCAUUUGCCUGGCCCUUAUUCUUGCAACCAAAAAUCUGCCAACACGCCCUCCAGAACUCUACAGAGGCAGUCAUCUCCCGAAACGGCGCAAGAUGGUGUCGCUUGCCGACAUGGCAGCGUCUUGCGCUACGCGCAACGCCGUUCCGUGGAAAUCCUAUUUUGAGACUUGGAGGCGCCAGAUCGGGUAUGAAUUUGAUAGAUGCGAAGCCGCCCUUAAACGAAACCGAGGAUAUUACUUUCGUCCUCCGCCAAAACUGCGCCGUACAGGUCGACAUCCUGUACGUGACUUGACGCCUACCAAGAUCUAUCUAAGUGACGCAACUGUUGUGAUUGUUCCGAACAACUUGCUUUCCCAAUGGAAGCAGGAAAUAGCAAAGCACACUACCGGGUUGCGGGUCUCAAUUGUUGCAAAGAAUGAAAAGGUCCCAUGCCUAAUAGAUUUACUGGAUCUUGAUAUUCUGCUAUUUUCUCAAUCGCGAUUUGAGCAGCUGGUAAAGCAAAAUGGGGGAUAUGACGAUGCGGCUCUCUCUGUUGUUCAUUUCAAGCGAUGUAUUGUUGAUGAAGGUCACAAACUGGGCAACUCCAAAAUCGGCCGAAAAAGCAAUUUACUGAUUGGCCUUGACGGCAUGAACUUUUCUUCAAGAUGGAUUGUUACUGGAACGCCUUCCCAUGGUCUUUUCGGGGUGGAUAACCGAACGACGACUGGUGGAUUGACUUCGGUCACAGAGAAGCAGACCCUAGAGACAUCUGUCGAGAUGGAGAAAAAAGAUCUUGAGCGCCUCGGCUCUAUAACCUCCUUGUACCUGAAAUCGAGACCCUGGGCAAACACAGCGACGGAAAACGAAGAUACUCGCUCUGAUUGGGGGACAUAUCUGCUCCUACCGCGACACAACAGAAACAGCCACGGUCGGUGGGACUGUUUAAAGGCGACCCUGAAUUCAUUAAUCAUCAGGCAUAGACUUUCUGAAGUUGGGGAUCUGCUGCCGCCCGUGAAUGAGAAGAUAAUUGUGCUGGAAGGCUCAUUUCAAGAUCGGCUGUCAUUGAAUUUGUUUGCGAUGAUGAUCAUCUUCAAUUCCGUACAGUCGCAGCGAACUGACCUGGACUAUUUCUUUCAUCCACGGCAACGCAAAAGUCUAUUGGAAAUCGUAUACAACUUAAAGCAGUCGAGCUUCUUUGGAGGAUCCUUCUUUACUUCGGGAGAGAUUGAAAAGUCCGUCGAGACUGCUGAAAAGUUUUUGGAAGAAGGGAAGGUGUUGAUCAGUGAUGAAGAUAGAUGUCACUUGCAACAAGCUAUCAAGUUAGGUAAAAUUGCUAUGGAUGACAAGCUCAGGAAUCUCAGUAACCGCUAUCACGAAAUGCCGGUUUGGGUCCAUGGACCACUGGGAAAUGCAGGCUAUGCCUGGUCUCUGGAUGGCGAGGGGGGCGACACCAUAUGCACUUCGGCGAGUAUGCUUCUUUCUCUGCAAAGAUUGCUUGCCAAGAAUGCCCAUGACCCAGAGUCGCUGAAUUCUUUACUGAAUGGUGGCCUCAUCCAGGAAGGAUUAGUUGAGAGGGGCAAAAUUUUGGCAGCACAAACAUCUGACAAAGCUUCUGACGGUAAAGAGAAAAAGAAAUCGACUACCUUGGCGGGAAAUACUAAGCUUGGUGAGGAUAUUCGACGACGCAAGGUUCGAUCCCAGGCAGUGGCAGUGACCCCAAUCGAAGCAUUUCCGACAACGGCACUGCCGCCAGCCUUACAGCAUACCAACUUAGUAUCAACUGUAUCGGCCAAGCUGUCGUACUUGAUCGAUAGCGUGGUACAGCACCAGGCCGACGAGAAAAUCAUAAUAUUCUAUGAGAACGAGAACGUUGCGUUUUAUCUAGCAAGUGUACUGGAUGUGCUUCAAAUUCAGCAUUUGAUUUAUGCCAAGACUUUGACGACGGAGCGAAAAUCACAAUACGUGAAUACCUUCCAUCACAACCCUGUGUUUAGAGUUCUACUUAUGGACCUCUCUCAAGCUGCAUUUGGAUUAGACAUGCGCGCCGCCUCACGCAUCUACUUUAUCAAUCCAGUUCUCAAUCCGCAAGUCGAAGCACAAGCAAUUGGAAGAGUCCGCCGCAUUAGCCAGCAAAAGCCUGUGUCUGUGGAGACUCUGGUUUUGAAAGACAGCAUCGAUGAAGUGAUUUUGGAGCGAAAGCAACAUAUGACGCAAGCUGAGCAUCGCCAAAUGAAGUCUAUCCUCGACGUACGGCCGAUAUAUAACUGGAUCAAGAAUGCAGAGGUGCAGGAUUUGUCACCUUCAAAUCUCGAUACUGCCUCUCAGAUGGUGCCAUUACUGGUGCCGCAGCCUGUGUUUGGUGGAGGUUUUGGGAUAGAACACCAUCCUGACCAUGGCCUUGUUAUUGGGGAGUCGCCGAUGAAAACAAAAACAAACAUAGUUGACUUUGAACAGCGUACUCUGUCAAUUACUCCCAUCAAGCGCAAAUACGGCGUCGAGCCAGGGCCUGAGCCAACGCAAGGUGAGACCGAAAAAGUGUUAGACAGACAUGAACUUCCGACACAUGCAGUUCGUCGAGUCCGGUUCGCAUCUGCCUCAGAUGCAGAGGGCUGA
Messenger RNA from Pochonia chlamydosporia 170, 3426 nucleotides. Its product is annotated as SNF2 family helicase. The transcript has 3 exons. NCBI's taxonomy places the organism in Eukaryota, Fungi, Ascomycota, Sordariomycetes, Hypocreales, Clavicipitaceae. Bases 1 to 3426 code for a protein of 1141 amino acids. Gene Ontology annotation, molecular function: ATP binding; ATP-dependent chromatin remodeler activity. The record is from RefSeq and is a predicted model, not a curated record.